AUGAUUGUGUUAAGGCUCAGAACGACCAUCGGUUGGGUGAGUAUGCGUCGUCUCAGCCAGGAUGGUAGAGAGAGAGAAAUUCAGUUGGAAAAAGUCGACGAGGCAGAGGAGAUCUUCAAAACUCCGCAACUGUAUCAGGUCAUCGCCGACGGUUAUUUGCUGAACGUGCGCCAGGGACUCGAAAUCGAAGGACCGGUUGUCCGCACGCUCCCACCAGCUACUCAAGUGGAGGUGUUCGAGCGGCGCAUGAAUAACGAGGGGCUGAUGCGGCUCAGACUAAGCGAUGGGUGGAUCAGCGAGCGCCGCCGAGACCCUGAUACGCCUGUUCACACAUUUACGAGCGCCCUCGCUAAGCGCUUUUCGGCCAGCUUAUUCGGUGCUUCAUCGUUCAGCUCAUGCGGUGCCGGCGUUGGCGGUAGCGGAGCAGAUGCAGGCGGGAGAGGAGGGAGUGUCGUGCCGACCGGAACUGGCCGCCUGUUCGCUGUGCGGGUUCGCGAUACCCGCGAGAUUACUCGGAAGCGGCAGCUUCUGGCAGCUCUUGCCGCCGAUGGAGCGCGCCAGCGGUGGCGGGAGAGUCAUUCACCGUGGUGCCGCGUCAACAGCCUUUUCCAAGUGGAGGAAGUAGGGGAAGGAAUCGGAGAGCUGUGCGAAAUACGUAUCCCGCGAAAUCUCACCUGUGGGGGGUGCGAAAACUCCGCUGGUCUCGACAGUAGGACACUCCCACGCCGCAACAACGGCGACAGAUUCGCGGACAAGAUAGGGUCACACCGUGCUGAGCCGACAGAAGAGUCACAGUCCUCAGGUUAUGGGAAUUCCUCGGAACAUGGCACGUGGGGCCGCAGAAGUGCGCUGGUCAGCGGGUACAAGAGGUUUUGCAACCACGUUACUCCUGACACGGCGGGCUGCUGUUCACCGCGUCAGGAAGAGCCCGCUGUCCGGCAGAGAACGCUGAAGUCGAGCAAGGCGCACAUCAGUGUGGACAGGAAGCGUCAGAUGGCCAGUCACGACCGGUCCACCCACCGGAGCAUUGGGGAGAAGCGGAGCGCCAGCGACGAGUGUAGGCGAGACAUGCGCUGCUGCACGAAGUAUCCUGGCAAGCCUGAAGCCUGUGGAAGAAUUCUCGCCACCUCGCUUUCGUCACAAGGGCGGCGAUCGUGGUCACGCGCAGAGAAACGUGGCAUCGCGUGUCCAUGCUCUCUCGUUGCUGGCGACGGUGCACCAGGAUUCCAACCUCACGACGACGUCAUGGCCUCAACUACUAGUCAGAGCCUGAGAGGGAGUUACAUCGACUUCGGUGAGGGAAGCUGCAACAUCUUGGAUGUAUGCUUCCAAGAUGCUUCGUGUGCGGAGACUGCUCCAGACUCAAACAGGUUCUCGUCCGUGACCCGGCGAGUAGCUCCAAUGCAAGCGUAUUCCAAAUGUGCAAUCAGCAACGGAGCAACCGGUUGUGGACAAUCACUGAUAGUCACAGACAACGAAAGGGAUGGGCCAGUGCUGCAUGGCUUAUGUUACACUCCCAUACAACCGUACGCGGCCCGCGAUUCGGCCGACACUCUCGCGUCGGCGUUCGUGGUGAACUCUGUCCAGGAUUCCGUCCGAGGCGAACAGCUACCGGAAGCGCAGCGAAAUCUGGAAACUGCUUGUACGGGAAGGCAGCAUGGAGAGCGGACACAGAGAUCGAAGAACAUCCUUCUCAACGGACGCAGCCGGGGCAGUGGUGAUGUCGAAAGUUUGCCUGUUGUUCCUGUGGCAUCGGAUGAUCCCGGGGUCCAACUGGGCAAUCGGGGCUGGGAGGUCACACAGGGGACAGACACGGAACGAAGGGCGAUGUUGUGUGGGCGGUGCCACUGGACAGUUCCGGUUGCAGGAUUGAGCACGGUAUCAGGGGAGACACAGUUUGGCUGGGACCCUAGGGAAAUGAAAGAAAAUGGAGGUGGCGAUGCAAACUGCAGCCCUCAGCAAGAACGAACGAACGGCUCACAAAGCUCGCAUGCGCACGGUGGCGUCUGGCAUACUGACGAUGACGGCGCAGUGAACUCGUCAUCCUCCCUGGCACAAGCACUUCGCACUCUCUUUUCUCCGCUGGCCUUUAUAUCUCUGUCUGGUCGUAUUCACCGAACGCCCAAUACUCGUGUUGCUGUCGUUGCGGGGAUGAACAUCACGCGAAGUGGCGAUUCAGGCCAUUGCCACGGCAUGCGCCGGCAAGAGCACGCAGGUCUACCCCACCACAACCUCAGGACUUAUAAAAGCCAGAUAGGCAUUCAGACUGACUGUAGAAUUGGAGAGUCAGAAAGGAUUGUGGGCGUAGUGAAUGGAGGUACGCCACUGGCUUCAGACACCGUCCGCGUCGUGGACGGAACUGAGGGGUUUCUGGAGCGCCCCAACGAUACCGGGAAAAGAAGCUUGUUUGCUUCUGAGGUGUCAGAGAUCUUUGGAGGCUGCGCAGGAAUUUCUGACGCUGAGGAAGAGGUACCCUUUGGGCUAUGCGCGUGGGCCGGUUCAGGUGUUGGGUCGCCUGCGGAAAACCCCAUUUUCCGUGAUGGGAGUGUGAGAGCUAUGACCACACGUGUUAUUGGGCCAGCGCCUCGCGAUCGUUUUUGCCAUAACACAGGCAAUCGAUUGGCUGCGGAAGCGGCUUUCAAUUUCCUCUCGGGGGCCGGAACGAGGCGCCGGCUUCAGUCUGUUGGUGGCAGCCGUACUACACCAGCCGUGUCGCUAACUCGAGCGUUUUUUGACCAUGAGGAUACUACAAGCAGUCCGCACGGGAUGAGGCACCCCAGUCAAAGAAGAUGCCGGAGUUGCGCGUCGCACGCUGCUCUUCCGUGUCCCUCGGGAGGAAGUGGAGACGUGACCUCUCGCCUCGAGGCCUCUGAUGUUGUUGCUGGGGAAGACGCUGAUGAUAAUAAUCGGACAACGCCGUCUGGUGCAGCUGUGGGUAACCGACAGGAUUGCUGCCGGUCAGCUGCGCGCUCGCUCAGAGAGCCAACGGAGACACAAGCGUCAUGCGGUACUAGAAACUAUGGUGAACACCCUUAUACAUACACGGAUUCGUGUGAUAGCAGACCAGUCACUGCGGAAAGGAGGUUGCAUGGGCCGGCCCGCAUACGAAGAACAGCACGCGAGGAAUCUGACAUCGGCGGUGGUGCGAGCCAAGAGGAGCCAAGCACCUCAGAAGAGAGAGAAGAUACCCCGCGUGGAAGCGUGGAAGCCCAUGGGGGUAUCUCUAUAAGCUGUCAGGAUGACGGGAGGCUGGCGGGGAGUGGAGACGCCACUGGAGAUGCAGGCGCGUGGGCGGAGAGAGCACUGACGGGGGUCAGUCACUUCGACAGACAUGCAUGGCAUGAAAGGCUGAGUUUGAUUGCAUGUGGGGGCGAAUCUUGUGGCACGAUUCGCGCAGGGAUACCGACGCACUGCAGGGCUCUUAUCGGAUGCGGCUGCGCAAAGGGAACUAGCAUUUUUUGCCGUGUCGUGCGCGGGGAUCCACUCAGGAGCAACGAGACAAGCACACACACCUGCGCAUCGAGAACGCAGUUGGAACGCGCAUAA
Molecule: messenger RNA, 3546 nt
Organism: Besnoitia besnoiti
Lineage: Eukaryota; Apicomplexa; Conoidasida; Eucoccidiorida; Sarcocystidae
Exons: 4
Coding region: 1-3546 (1181 amino acids)
Source: RefSeq, a predicted model, not a curated record